Molecule: messenger RNA, 1632 nt
Organism: Maudiozyma saulgeensis
Lineage: Eukaryota; Fungi; Ascomycota; Saccharomycetes; Saccharomycetales; Saccharomycetaceae
Source: the annotation of a GenBank genome assembly
AUGAAUAAUACACAUGUCGAAGUAGGAAUAGCUCCACAAACACCUGAAUCACAAACAGUUAACAUGGAAAAUGUCACAUGUCCUAUCUGUUUUAAAUCAUUUAGUAAUUUGGUAUUACUAAACACACAUUUAGAUAACGAUCAUGGCUUUAACGAUAGCAUAGAUGAUUCCAGCCCUACCGUUAGUAAGCAACAAGCAACAUCCCAAGAAAAAAAACGAAAUAUUGCUAAUACUAAAUCGAAAAACAUAAAAGUACUUGCAAAAGUUAAUAAGAUUAAAACAGGCCACUGGAAAGCGUACACUUCCGGUUCUAAAUGUCAUGAUUGUGGACAUAUACUAAAAAGUAAAUCAGAGGCAAGAAAUUGCAGAAAAUGUGGGAAUCUAUUCAGCAAAUGGCAUUGUAGAAAUGUUAUAAGGUUGAAUUUAAAAGCAGAUUAUGACCCAGAGAAUGGUAAAUGGUAUAACUGUUGUCAGGGCUGUUAUAUCAUGCGACCUGGUUAUAACGAUUUUGGUUCAAGGGUAGAUCUAACCGAGACAUUCUGUAAAAUACGAUAUAGUAAAAGUGAUGACAGAGAGUUACGAAGAUUACAACUUGAGAAUAGAUUAGUGGUAUUAAUUAAUGGUAUAAUUAUAUUAUAUAACAAAUAUCACGAUAGCAUUUUAGGUCCGGUGAAAUUAGAUUAUAAUAUUACAACACUGGAACGUUCAACAGUUCCUUGGAGAGAUGAUAGCACCGUUUCAAAUUGUAAUAUUUGCCAUACCAAAUUUACAUUCUUACUGAGAAAACAUCACUGUCGUUUAUGUGGGUCUAUAGUUUGCGAUAAAAUAGAAACCUGUUGCUCUAAUGAAUUAUUGAUACGCUUUUUACAAGCUGUUACAUCUGAUUUGAAUUACACGCAAAGUGUUCCAGAAGAUCCUGAAUUCGAUAAGGGCAUUAGGAUAUGUUCGAAUUGUUUGGAUAUGAUUUAUGUUCCUAGAAAGUUUAAAAAAGACAUAUCAGCUCUUCCUACUGCAAUAAUAUCCAAAUACUACAGUCUUCAAAAUUUAUCUGUAGUAAUCAACCAAGUACUGCCGAAAUUUGAAGAUCUUUUGAGUAAAAUAGAAAUCACUAGGGAGUUAAAUAAUGUUCCGGAUAUUACAGAUGUCAGAGAGCUAGGUAAACACAGAGAGAAACUACUAAGAGCGUUUAAAGCUUACAAUAUACUUACUAAACAAGUUGUUACCACUCGUACAACGAAUAUCUCAGAGAAAAGGAUCCAAGAAUCCAUUAAAAUAAUAUCAUCCGAUUUUAUCAAUGAAAAGAUUUUACCAAUGAAGAAUCUCCCAACUAUUCUAAAUAGUGGGAGUUCAUCCAAUGAAAGUUCUACAAAUAAUAGUUUCAUGGAUACAGGAACUCCAGAAGUGAAGAAAUUAUCUGACCUAAUGAGUGAUCUUACCAUCAAAGAAAUAAAAGAAUACCGAGAAGAACUUAUGGUUUUUAAAGAACAAAGUUUCAUGCUACAAUCUAUGAUAAAGGAUUCUAAGAAACAAAGGCACUUUGAUGAGGUACAGGUACUCAGCAAUAAUUUAAAAGACAUCAAGAAACGUGUAGAUGAUAUUCAGAACAAAUUAGGCGAACAAGGUUUUGACUGA